Camellia sinensis is the source of this 2547-nucleotide messenger RNA. The record is from RefSeq and is a predicted model, not a curated record. NCBI's taxonomy places the organism in Eukaryota, Viridiplantae, Streptophyta, Magnoliopsida, Ericales, Theaceae.
ACCGUUGUACCCAUGUCAAAGAUGACAAUAGAAUGCAUUUGAGAUGUAAUUAUUGUGGAAAAGAUUAUUGGAGUGGGGUCAUUCGAAUGAAAAAUCAUUUAGCCGGAACUCAUGAUAAUGUUGGUGCUUGUAGUCAAAUUUCUGAAGAUAUUAUGAAUAUGUUUUCACAACUGUUAAGUGGAAAAACACAAGACAAUAUUAUAGAUGUUGAUUGUUUGGAAGAAAAAAAUGUUGACGGGAAAUGUAAAGAGGGAACUAUGGAUGCAUAUGUCACAAAGGGGAGGGCAAAGCAACAGAGUUUGAAUCAAAUAGUGAAGCAAAGGAAGCCCGUGAUUAGAGAUAUUUGUAGAGUCAUUUAUGGGCAUGCAUUGGCUUUUAAUUUAGUGAAAAGCCCCUUGUUAAAAAAGAUGUUGAAGUCGGUUGGUGAGUAUGGUGUAGGAUUGAAACCACCUAGUUAUCAUGAAGUGAGAGUAUCUUUUUUGAAAAAAGAGGUUGAUCAUGUGAAUGCCAGUUUAGAAGUGUAUAGAAAUGAAUGGAAGAAGACGGGUUGCACUAUAAUGUCCGAUGGAUGGACCGAUGGAAAGUCUUGCUCUCUUACUAAUUUUCUUGUUAAUAGUCCAAGUGGAACGGUGUUUAUUAAAUCAAUAGACACCUCUGGUGCAAUUAAAAAUUCUAUGAAAUUAUAUGAGAUGCUUGAUGACAUUGUGAAAGAAAUUGGGGAAGAAAAUGUGGUUCAAGUGGUAACCGAUAGUGCAUCGACCUAUGUGGGUGCCGGUAGAUUAUUGAAAGAGAAGAGGACUAAAUUGUUUUGGUCCCCAUGUGCAGCACAUUGCCUUGACUUAAUGUUAAGUGACAUAGGUGAGUUGACGGUUUUCAAAGAUACAAUAAUUAAAGCCAAGGAAAUCACUGUGUACAUUUAUUGGCAUGCUUGGGUGCUUGAUUUAUUCACAAAAUUUACAAAGAAUAGGGAGUUGACAAGACCCGCGGUUACUAGAUUUGCCACCGCCUUCUUUACUUUAAAAGUUUCCAAGAUAGAAAGCUCCAACUUAGAGCUACGUUUGCAUUGGAAUAGUGGGCUAGAAGCAGCUAUGCUACAUCUGUUAAUGCAAAAAAGGCACAAGGAACAAUCUUGGGAGAUGCUAGAUUUUGGAAAGCAAUCAAGUAUUGUUUGAAGUGUGUGCUUCCUUUGGUGAAAAUUUUGAGGCUUGUGAAUGGUGAUGCAAAGCCGGCAAUGGGAUUUAUUUGUGAAGCUAUGGAUAGAGCGAAGGAAGAACUUGCUUCAAACUUGAACCAUGUGAAGGGUAGAUAUAAGUGCAUUUGGGAAAUUAUUGCUACUAGAUGGGAUUUACAACUCCAUAGGCCUUUUCAUGUGGCGGCAUAUUACCUUAAUCCAAUGUAAGUUUUUUACUCAUUUUGUCUAAUUAUUUGUGUUUUGUUGUGUGACUUAUAUACAAAAUGUGUAAUAGAAUUUAUUUAUGAAGUUAUCUUUCUUUCUAGGUUUCAUUAUCAAGAAAACUUCACUGCAGAUACAAAGGUGAAAAUAGGUUUAUUUAAAACCAUUGAGAGUAUGUAUCCGGAUAUAGAGGAUAGAGUGAAGGUUGAUGAGCAAUUAGAAAAGUUCAAGAAGGCCGAGGGUAUGCUUGGUAUGAGCAUGGCCAUCUUGGCAAGGGAAAAGAAACAACCCACUCUAUGGUGGGAAAGUUAUGGAGAAGAGUGCAAAGAGCUUCAAAAGCUAACUAUUAGAGUGCUAAGCCUUACUUGUAGUGCCACUGGGGUGAGAGAAAUUGGAGCACUUUUGAUCAUGUGCACUCGAAGAAAAGAAACCAGUUGGAACAACAACGGUUGAAUGCUUUGGUUUUUGUGAAGUAUAACAUUCAACUUAAGUUGAGGCAAAUUACGAGACAAGAAAGGGGUGAAACUUAUGAUCCUAUUUAUUUAUCAGAUGUAGAAUCCAAUGAUGAAUGGAUUACCGAGAAAGAGGAUCCAUGUCUACCCGAAGAUCAUUCAUGGAUGGACAUCCAAGAGUGCUUCGAAGAUGAUGAAGGAGUAACAACUAGCAAAAAGAGAAAAAGAUGUAUAAUUUUAUAUUUUAAAUAAGUUGAUUUCAAAGAUUUAGUUUCUAUAUUUUCACAUUUACUUGCUCAUUCAUAAUCUUAUUUAAUUUUAUUAAUGUAGGACCAAGAAAUUUAAAUGCCGCCGAUAGAGGAAAAAAAAAAGUAUUUGAAGAUGAUGACGAAGUUGAAUUGAUUGAAGGUGGAGAAGGGGAAGAGGAAGAAGAGUUUGAUGAAGUGACUAUGGUAGAUGAUGACGAAGAGGAUGACUCUAAUAUUGACCUUGGAGAUGAUGAAGAUUGAGGAAAUGAAGAAAUGAAAGCUUUUUGGAAUUUUUAACUUAAUCUAACUUUUGUUUUGUAUGGUCUCUUUUUGACACAAGUUACUUUACAAGUAUAGAUUAGAGUUUUGAAAAGUUUAGAACUUGUUAAGUUGUGAACCUUAUUCAUGAUCAUACAUUCAUAGAAUCAUAUUAUAAUGAAUGUGGAUUGCCAUA